This is a messenger RNA of Triticum aestivum (bread wheat), 515 nucleotides long. Its product is annotated as CASP-like protein 5B1. NCBI's taxonomy places the organism in Eukaryota, Viridiplantae, Streptophyta, Magnoliopsida, Poales, Poaceae. Gene Ontology annotation, cellular component: membrane. The record is from RefSeq and is a predicted model, not a curated record.
CUACUUGAUUGCAUCAAUGGGACUACAAGCACUCUGGAGCUUGGGACUUGCGUGUCUUGAUGGCUAUGCUUUGAGAAUGAAAAAGGAACUCAACAGUGCUGUUCUCGUGAGCUUAUUCGUUGUUGGAGAUUGGGUGACGUCGAUCCUGUCAUUCGCCGCUUCAUGCUCAGCAGGAGGCGUCGUUGUUCUCUUCGACAAGGAUGCGUACUUCUGCAGCAGGGACCCGCAUCUCCCGUGUGGGACAUUUGAGCUCGCGACCGCGUUUGCAUUCCUUUCCUGGGCGCUUAGUGCCACAUCUGCCCUUGUGAUGUUUUGGCUCCUCGCUUCAUCUUGAUUAGAUUUGUAGGAGCUCUGUCUGUACCUAGCGUUGUUUGGUCCUGUCUGGUUAUAUACCAACUGAUGUUUCAAGCAGACUACAUAGCAAUAGACUGCUAAUUCCAGAGAAUAGAUGGGCAAUGGUGGCAAGUUCCAUGAAGUCUUAAAUAUCAGAGUCAUGCUUCAGUGUUUCGGGCCAA